CAUAGCGACCCUUUAGCAGCAUACAAAUUGUCUUGUAGAAGAACUCAGUGAAGACCUUUAUAAGUGAAAAAUCAAGGUCUUUUUUGCAUCAGAAAAUAGCAGUUAUAUGUAAUCUGUAAGAAUUUAUCUAGAAUUGUAUUCGUUAGAUGGUCUACAUAAUCUCACAGUACGUUAUUUUGUGAAGAAUUGCUUGAAUUGAUUAGUUCUCCUUUUUCCAAGUUCAGUGCAAGUUGCGUGUUCACCUUUUCUGCAUGUCUCAGGUAUGCUGAUUAGUCAGGCGGUCUCAUCUGAAACUAAGGUAUAAUAGUGCUAAGUUGUAUAACUUGCCAUACCAGUUUUACAAUGUUUUUGUUUUGCUCAAAGCAGAUGAAAGGUUUAUUUAGUGUGGUUACACUGGUGCUGCAUUCCUGGUGAUCUUGGUAGGUUAAUGACAAUCUGUGUCAUAGAAAUCAGGAACUGUGGGUUGAACCUAUGGGAUGCAUAUAGUUGGUUCAUUAAAAUGCUGCCUCUCAAAGCACUGGAGAGUGUUGGGAGCACUUGGUAGGUAAUGCAGCUUUAAAAAUCUAUCUAUCAAAAUGUCUUCAUUCUGUUUUUUAAACUCUUUUAAUAUGUAAGUGCUUAGUCAUAUCUACUGUGUGAUUGAUUUCUCUAGUAAGGUUAAAAAACACUUUGGAAUUCUAGGUAGAUUUCUUUCCACAGUUUAAUAGGUUUUGUUUUAGCAGGAGCGUUUUGGUUAGUUAUGGCACAGUCGUGUUGUUGGAUUAGACUGCACCUUUGUUUAACUGGUGGGCUUUUAACUGAAUUAACUUUGUCAGUCACUGUUGGAUUGAUGCCACUAUUUUUUUUUAUUAUAGAGAAUGAGUUGAAGAGUUGUUUAAAAAAUAUCUUUGAGAUACAAUCAAGCUUAGAUAUUUAAAGCAGUUUUGAUACCUAGCAAACUUCAAGGUAUCCUUUGGAUAAGGUUUGUAUGGAUUAUACUAUAUUAUGAAUUUCUUAUAAAUUUCAUUUAUGAAAUACACUUAUGAAGAAGGGAGACAUACUGCAGUCUUGCAUUCUGUUGAAUGUUCUUUUAUUAGGCAUACUUAAUUUAUUUCAGAUAUAUUCUGUAAAGAAUACCAUCAUUCAGAAUGUCAGUGAAUACAAGGCAAGAUUUUUGUUCAUUUGAGGAUUGUUUUGUUCAUAUGUGCCUGUGUUGUAAGAAGAGACGAGACAAGCGGAAUGGUUUAGUCUCCUUGAGCAUACGUCAAGAAUGUGUGUAAUAGAAAUGGAAAAUUUUGAAGUUAGAUAAGGAGAGUUAAGUAAAGGCGAUGAAGAGGGUUAAUUGCUGGCAAAGGGCUACUAGGAUAGGAAUGAAUGAGUUACUGUUCUAUCCAAGAGUGUGGUCUCUAGAGAAGCCCAGUAAGUAAGUUAUUUAUUGGCUCCACAGUAAGGUAGCCCAGGUCUUUUGUUUUCUUAAGGCCAUUUCUACUUUUUUAUAAGUCAGUGUUUGAAUUUAUGGACUAUCACCAGUAAACUUACUUUCAAGUCUAAAAUUACUGGACGCGAAAUAUCUCAUCACCUUUCCUGUUCCACCUUUUAUGCAUUUGGAUCAUGAGGGUUGGGAAAAUACGUUAGAGCUACCAGUCUGUUUUAUAUAUUAGACUGAAUCUGCAUAAUGGACAAGGGCAUUUCACUAGAUUUUGGGCUUAAAAUCCCCAACAUUGGAUUACUGAAGGUUAUAACCAACAAUCUUCAUGUUUCAUCGUAUGUAAGUAACAUAAAAACUUGCUAUCAGUUUUUCUCAUGUGAGCCUUCUUGUAGAUAAUUUUAUAAAAGACGUGUCCCUCAAAUCAUGGUAAGUUCUGUGUAUAAUUCCAGGAAUCAUAGAUGGCUGUGUGUGUGUACAUGUGUAUAAAACAGAAGGAUCAGUUUUCUAUGGCUUUGUUUAUAUUAGUUUUAUUGCUGUCACUAUUUUGAACUAAUAAUAGCAGUGAAAUUGUUACAUCCUUUCAUAUGUAUAUCAGGAGAACUUGAGUAAUAUGGAUGGCAGUCUGUGUACUUUAUAUGCAUAUAUAUACAGACUUGUAUGUAUGUGGCUGAAACUUAAAUAUUAAGGGUAAGAACAUGAGUACUUUGUUACAUACACGUAUAUACCCAGACUCAUGUUUUGUAUUAUUAUUAUUAUUGUUAGGCUACUUUGAAAAAAGUACUACAUUGAGCUAUGUAGGUACUACAUUGAGUUAGCAUAUGCAUCUAGGAAGAAUUGAGAAAAGUAUUAUUUCACACUGUAGCAGUUUCAGUGGAAGUCUAUUAAACCAUAGCCUUGCCAGUUAUGGGGGAGGUGAGGAGCAGUAUACACUGGUUUCCAUUUGUGCUGUCAGUGCCAUUCGAUUGGUAGGUGUGCCCCAGGAAGAGCAGUCAGCUGCUUAGAAUGUUGGUGGUAAUGGCCUUCCAUUUAUGAGGUGACUAAGCCUUGGCCAGAAAGACCAGAAUGCCAGGUCAAGUUAAUGGGCUACUCAUGUCAAAGAUUCUGGGGACAGCUAAGCCCCAUCUUAACUUGCAUUGAGAUGCCAUUUUCUAUCUAUCAAAUUAGUAAAGUGAACGAGAGACUGCCCUUUGUUAAUUAGGUUGUAGUUACAGAAGCAUUUUCAAGAACUAUUGGUGUGGUGUAAAUUGGUAUUACCGUUCUGGAAAUCACUUUGGUUUUAUAUAUCAGGAGCUUUAAAAUUGAUCAUACAUCUUUUGACCCAAGGAUGGCCAUUCCUCGUACUCUGUUUCAAGGAAGUAAUCAGAUAUACAGAUGAACAAAGAUACACAGAUGGGGGAAAAAAGAAAUAUAUGUAUCUAUAUAUCUAUAGCUAUAUCUAUAUCUAUCUAUCUAUAUAUAUAUACAUAUAUAUAUGCGCAAAGAUGGCCGUCAUACAUUCUUCUGUAAACAGUGAAACUUUGGGAACAAUACUGUUUAACAGGGAAGAGAUGGUUAGGUAAAUGAUGCCAUGUUUCUUAGGGGAGCAGUAACAGUAAUGGUAAGGGAAAAUAGUUAAAUACUAAAUUGUCAUAUAGAAUUAACAUCAAAUUAUGUUUAAAGAUAAUGUGUAGAAAAGCACCUGAAAGAAAUAAACUAAACUGUUAACAGAAGUUACUUCUGGAUAACUUCCACAAUGAACAUUUAUUUGUUUUAUAAUCUAAACAAGAAAAAUUUAAGAAGAACAGAGGGAACAAUAACUUCAUUAAAGGAAAAAAAGAGGAUUGAUUUUAUUUUAGAGAUCUUCGAAUCUGAGGCCAGGUUUGGAAAUAGAAGACCUAUUCUAACAUCAAUAUGGAACAAGUUGAAUGGACAGCAAAAUUUUCUUAGACUGAGUCAGAAAGGAUAUAAUUUUUACUUAGAAAUUAUUGAGCUAUAGAGUACAUUCUGUAAGGAUAAAGAUAAUAUUAAUACAAGCUUUUUUACAUGCUCUGGCACCCAGUGCUUAAUAAAUUUCAUAUGAAAUGAUGAAUGAAUGAAACUUCGCACUAGGUUUUGAAAACAAAAUGACAGGAUAAACCUCAGCAUAUCCUUUUGGAGUUACAUGUUGGUCUUGAAAAAUGGAAUCCUUUAUUGUUUAAGACGGAUUUGGAGAGAGAGAGAAAAAAAAAUAGUUGCAGAGCUAGUUCAGGUGGUAUAUGGGACCAGGAAUGGGGGGGAGGGUGUGUGGACCUGGGAAGUGGAACCCCAGACUGCUCAGGGAAGAAUUGUCAUUCCCACUGAAGAUCAGAACUGCCUUAAGAAUCCUAUGUUAGCUUGCCGCAUAGUCUGUGAACAGUUGUGUAUACAUGUAUGGGUUAUUCUUUAAAUUUUGGACCCUCUUUUUUUUGGCCCAUUUUAAUUUUUAUACUUUAAAAUUUUAUUUUAUCCCAGAAGAUCUGAAAAUUAAGCUCAUAGGCUUAUAGCAAGUGACAUAAAGGUUAAAGUUAGUUUGGUAGACAAUAUAUUGAGUGAAAAAUGUUAUAACCAUGUAACCAGCAAUCUGAUUUAUCCAUUGUUUUGUAGAAACUUGAUCCUGGUAAUAAAUUAAGUAUCCUGGGCAAUGAUUUUUUUUUCCCCUGAUUGAGCAAUUAGCAAACGAUUUAGUGUAUCAAAUUUUUAAAUUUUUGUUAUAUUUCCACAUAGGCUGUUAUCACCCUAACAUCAGUAACCUUUUUGAAGUUUGCUACUUUUGUUCUUUUCCUACCCCAAAUAAUUUUGCUUUUCACUUUGAAAAUUACUAAUAUUUUAUUCUGUGUUGAUGUGCUUUCUUAUUGUUGCUGUAGUCAAUGUCCACAUUAAAAUUUGUGUUUGUAAAUACCUCUCAUCUAUUAGUCAUCCAUUCGUAUUCUCUGCCAUCUUAAAACCUUCCCAAAUUAGCCGACUCAGUGAAGUUUUCCUAAUUAACAUUGCUCAUCCACCAAUCCCCUGCUUGACCAUCUUUUGUUGUUGUUAGCUGCCAUUAUGUGGGCUCAUGACUCAUGCGACCUCAUGCGCAAUGGAACAAAAUGCUACCUGGUCCUGCGUGCCGUUCCCAUGACUGGCUGUGGCUCGGACUGUUGUGAUCCACAGGUUUUCAGUGGCUGAUUUUCUUAGUCGACCAUUUUUUACCUGAAAAUAUUUUUCUACAUUUCUGGUGUUGAAUGGACAAAGAAAUAGCCAAAAUAAAAGAGGAAGAAAUCAAAGAUGGAAGGACUUUUGUAUCAUCAACAAGCUAGAUGAUCAACUUGGUAUAAUCAGUGUCAGCUAUCUUACAACAUUUCUAUAAAAUAUAAUCAAGAAGUGAUUAUAAGACACAACGUGUUGUCCUUUUUAGCACUCCAAAAACUUCUUUACCUUCCAGUAUUUUAUUGAACAUAUGCGAGGUUUAGGGCAUUCAAAUAAAUGAAAAGACUCAGAUUUGUAGGCGUGAAUAGUGUCAGUUCAUUUUGGUGUUUAUCAUUUCUGCCCUCCCUUUAGAUAAAAUGAAUGAAAACUGGGGAGAAAUGUCCUCUGGAAAGCGUUGAUAACAGACCAGAGCUGCACUUUUGUAGUCUGCCUUAGGAGAACACAUUAGUGGGAAAUGGUUAAAUUCUCCAAGUUAUAAGACACGCUGCUAACACAGAUUUCUCCUGGAUUUGGCUACAGAGUUAUAAAUCUUCUGCACUGUGUACAGACACAGUUGCUGAUAUGUGUUCAAGAUGAGUGGGAUGGGAGAAAAUACCUCUGACCCAUCCAGGGCAGAGACAAGGAAGCGCAAGGAAUGUCCUGACCAGCUGGGACCCAGCCCCAAAAGGAGCACUGAGAAACGUAAUCGUGAACAGGAAAAUAAGUAUAUAGAAGAACUUGCAGAGCUGAUUUUUGCAAAUUUUAAUGAUAUAGACAACUUUAACUUCAAACCUGACAAAUGUGCAAUCUUAAAAGAAACUGUGAAGCAAAUUCGUCAGAUCAAAGAACAAGAGAAAGCAGCGGCUGCCAACAUAGAUGAAGUGCAGAAGUCAGAUGUCUCCUCUACAGGGCAGAGUGUCAUUGACAAGGAUGCGCUUGGGCCUAUGAUGCUGGAGGCCCUUGAUGGGUUCUUCUUUGUAGUGAACCUGGAAGGCAACGUGGUGUUUGUUUCAGAGAAUGUGACACAGUACCUAAGGUAUAACCAAGAAGAGCUGAUGAACAAAAGUGUAUAUAGCAUCCUUCAUGUUGGGGACCACAAUGAAUUUGUCAAAAACCUGCUGCCAAAGCCUAUAGUGAAUGGGGGAUCUUGGACUGGUGAGCCUCCUAGGCGGAACAGCCAUACCUUCAAUUGUCGGAUGCUGGUAAAACCUUUACCUGAUUCAGAAGAGGAAGGUCAUGAUAACCAGGAAGCACAUCAGAAGUAUGAAACUAUGCAGUGCUUUGCUGUUUCUCAACCAAAGUCCAUCAAAGAAGAAGGAGAAGAUUUGCAGUCCUGCUUGAUUUGUGUGGCAAGAAGAGUUCCCCUGAAGGAGAGACCAGUUCUGCCUUCAUCAGAAAGUUUUACUACCCGCCAGGAUCUCCAAGGCAAGAUCACUUCGCUGGAUACCAGCACCAUGCGGGCCGCCAUGAAACCCGGCUGGGAGGACCUGGUGAGAAGGUGCAUUCAGAAAUUCCACACACAGCAUGAAGGGGAAUCUGUGUCCUAUGCUAAGCGGCAUCAUCAUGAAGUGCUGAGACAAGGACUGGCAUUCAGUCAGAUCUAUCGUUUUUCCUUGUCCGACGGCACUCUCGUUGCUGCCCAGACAAAGAGCAAACUCAUCCGUUCUCAGACUACUAACGAACCUCAGCUGGUAAUAUCUUUACAUAUGCUUCACAGAGAGCAGAAUGUGUGUGUAAUGAAUCCGGAUCUGACUGGACAAGCUAUGGGGAAGCCGUUGAAUCCAAUUAGCUCUAGCAGCCCUGCCCAUCAGGCCAUGUGCAGUGGGAACCCAGGUCAGGACAUGACCCUCAGUAGCAAUAUAAAUUUUCCCAUAAAUGGCCCAAAGGAACAGAUGGGCAUGCCCAUGGGCAGGUUUGGUGGUUCUGGGGGAAUGAACCAUGUGUCGAGCAUGCAAGCAACCACUCCUCAGGGUAGUAACUAUGCACUCAAAAUGAACAGUCCCUCACAAAGCAGCCCUGGUAUGAACCCAGGACAGCCCAACUCCAUGCUUUCACCAAGGCAUCGCAUGAGCCCUGGAGUGGCUGGAAGCCCUCGAAUCCCACCCAGUCAGUUUUCCCCUGCAGGAAGCUUGCAUUCCCCCGUGGGAGUUUGCAGCAGCACAGGAAAUAGCCAUAGUUACACCAACAGUUCCCUCAAUGCACUUCAGGCCCUCAGUGAGGGUCAUGGGGUCUCAUUAGGGUCAUCGUUGGCUUCGCCGGACCUAAAAAUGGGCAAUUUGCAAAACUCCCCGGUUAAUAUGAAUCCUCCCCCACUCAGCAAGAUGGGAAGCUUAGACUCCAAAGACUGUUUUGGACUUUAUGGGGAGCCAUCUGAAGGUACAACUGGACAAGCAGAGAGCAAUUGUCAUCCUGGGGAGCCAAAGGAAACGAACGAUUCCAGCAUGCCCCAGCCUGGGAGCAGCGAGAGACCUGACGGACAGAACCGACUACAUGACAGCAAAGGACAGACCAAACUCCUGCAGCUGUUGACCACCAAAUCGGAUCAGACGGAGCCUUCGCCCCUGUCCAGCUCUUUGUCGGACGCAAACAAGGACUCCACAAGUAGUUUGCCUGGUUCUGGGUCAACACAUGGAACGUCACUCAAGGAGAAGCAUAAAAUUUUGCACAGACUCUUGCAGGACAGCAGUUCUCCUGUGGACUUGACUAAACUAAUCGCGGAAGCCACAGGCAAAGAGUUGAGCCAGGAGUCCAGCAGCACAGCUCCGGGUUCAGAAGUGACUGUUAAACAGGAGCCAGUGAGCCCCAAAAAGAAAGAGAAUGCACUACUUCGCUAUUUGCUAGAUAAAGAUGAUACUAAAGAUAUUGGUUUACCAGAAGUAACCCCCAAACUUGAGCGACUGGACAGUAAGACAGACCCUGCCAGUAACACAAAAUUAAUAGCUAUGAAAACUGAGAAAGAGGAGAUGAGCUUUGAGCCUAGUGACCAGCCUGGCAGUGAGCUGGACAACUUGGAGGAGAUUUUGGAUGAUUUGCAGAAUAGUCAGUUACCACAGCUUUUCCCAGACACAAGGCCAGGUGCCCCUACUGGAUCAGUCGACAAGCAAGCCAUCAUCAAUGACCUCAUGCAACUCACAGCUGAAAACAGCACUGUUACACCUGUUGGAGCCCAGAAAACAGCAUUGCGAAUUUCACAGAGCACUUUUAAUAACCCACGACCAGGGCAACUGGGCAGGUUAUUGCCAAACCAGAAUUUACCACUUGACAUCACAUUGCAAAGCCCAACUGGUGCUGGACCUUUCCCACCCAUCAGAAACAGUAGUCCAUACUCAGUGAUACCUCAGCCAGGAAUGAUGGGUAAUCAAGGGAUGAUAGGAAACCAAGGAAAUUUAGGGAACAGUAGCACAGGAAUGAUUGGUACUAAUCCUUCCCGGCCCACCAUGCCAUCUGGGGAAUGGGCACCGCAGAGUUCUGCUGCUAGAGUCACCUGUGCCGCUACCACCAGUGCCAUGAACCGGCCAGUCCAAGGAGGUAUGAUUCGGAACCCAACAGCCAGCAUCCCCAUGAGAGCCAGCAACCAGCCUGGCCAGAGACAGAUGCUCCAGUCUCAGGUCAUGAACAUAGGGCCCUCUGAAUUAGAGAUGAAUAUGGGGGGACCUCAGUAUAGCCAACAACAAGCUCCUCCAAAUCAGACUGCCCCAUGGCCUGAGAGCAUCCUGCCUAUCGACCAGGCAUCUUUUGCCAGCCAGAACAGGCAGCCGUUUGGCAGCUCUCCUGAUGACUUGCUGUGUCCACAUCCUGCGUCAGAGUCCCCAAGUGAUGAGGGGGCGCUCCUGGAUCAGCUGUAUUUGGCCUUGCGGAACUUCGACGGCCUGGAGGAGAUUGACAGAGCUUUGGGAAUACCCGAGCUGGUCAGCCAGAGCCAAGCGGUAGAUCCAGAACAGUUCUCAAGUCAGGAUUCCAGCAUCAUGAUGGAGCAGAAGGCCCCAGUUUUCCCACAGCAGUAUGCGUCUCAGGCGCAGAUGGCUCCGGGUAGCUAUACCCCCAUGCAGGAUCCAAACUUCCACACCAUGGGACAGCGACCUAGUUAUGCCACACUCCGAAUGCAACCCAGACCAGGCCUCAGGCCCGCUGGCCUCGUGCAGACCCAGCCAAAUCAACUGAGACUUCAACUUCAGCAUCGCCUCCAAGCACAGCAGAAUCGCCAGCCACUUAUGAAUCAAAUCAGCAAUGUUUCCAAUGUGAACUUGACUCUGAGGCCUGGAGUACCAACACAGGGGCCUAUUAAUGCACAGAUGCUGGCCCAGAGACAGAGGGAAAUCCUGAACCAGCAUCUUCGUCAGAGACAAAUGCAUCAGCAACAGCAAGUUCAGCAGCGAACUUUGAUGAUGAGAGGACAAGGGUUGAAUCUGACACCAAGCAUGGUGGCUUCUGGUGGUAUACCAGCGACUCUGAGCAACCCCCGGAUUCCCCAGGCAAACGCACAGCAGUUUCCAUUCCCUCCAAACUACGGAAUAAGUCAGCAACCUGAUCCAGGCUUCACUGGAGCUACAGCUCCCCAGAGUCCUCUGAUGUCGCCCAGAAUGGCGCAUACCCAAAGUCCCAUGAUACAGCAGUCUCCAGCUAAUCCUGCCUAUCAGGCCUCUUCAGACAUGAAUGGGUGGGCACAGGGGAAUAUGGGUGGAAACAGCGUGUUUUCACAGCAGUCCCCGCCACACUUCGGGCAGCAAGCAAACACCAGCAUGUACAAUAACAGUAUGAACAUCAAUGUAUCCUUGGCAACCAAUACAAGUGGCAUAAACAACAUGAACCAGAUGACAGGACAGAUCAGCAUGACCUCAGUGACCUCUGUGCCUACAUCAGGGCUGUCCUCCAUGGGUCCCGAGCAGGUUAGUGAUCCUGCUCUGAGGGGAGGCAACCUGUUCCCAAACCAGCUGCCUGGAAUGGAUAUGAUUAAGCAGGAGGGAGACACAUCACGGAAAUACUGCUGACACUGAAGGUAGCUUCAGCUGACCGGGCUCACUUGCUCAAACCCCUUACCAGUCUGGAGAGCUGCAUCCACUUGUUCUGACCCACCGACCUGCCGGCCAGUUCUGCCAGAGCGAGAUCCGCAGGCAGGCCUCAGCUCUGCGCCGGCGUGGAGUCCACGCCGCUGCUGCAGGAGAAGCUGCCUCUUCUCUUGACAGUCUGAAGCUCACAUCCAGACAGUUGCUCAGUCUGUUCACUGCAUUCACCUUAGUGCAACUUAGAUCUCUCCUGCAAGUAAAUGUUGACAGGCAAAUUGCAUACCCAUGUCAGAUUGAAUGUAUUUAAAUGUACGUAUUUAAGGAAAACAACCAUGCUCUUGUUCUGUUCCUGUUCGGUUCCAGACACUGGUUUCUUGCUUUGUUUUCCCUGGCUAAUCAGUCUAGUGCAAAGGAGUAAAAUUUCAUCUGGGAGAAAGAAAAGAGUUAACAAAAGUAAAAACCUAAGGUGUUUUAAGCAAAAGCCUGCAUUUGGGAUAGAAGCAGGCCAGGCACCAUGGACAGCGUUGUAGAUACAGAAAUACCCCGUAAGUGAAGAACAAUAACAGUCCUAGCUGUGUGUUUGUAGAAGACUCCAAGGACCAGGUUGGAAAGAGUUUCCAGUUAUUGAACAGAGGAAAAGGAGCCUGUGGGGGCUGUUAAUAUUAACAAGUAUUGUUUCCUUUGUUCUUCAUUAAAGAAAACCAAACUAGUUCAUUGAAAUCAGGCUUCAGGAAGAAAUACUUUUCAUCCAAAUUAAGUUCCCAUUAGAUUGCUUCAGACAGCUUGAAUUGGCAUCUCCUCUUCCCCAUCUGGCCCUCCGGCUUCCCCAGUUCUCCCAACUUUCGUUCAUUGUUUUACAGCAGUGUACACAGCAGAAACCAGGUAAGCCCUUUUUUCCUUACGUGUUUUGCCAGCCACUUAUCAGUUGCUAAAUAUUGAAUUUCAGAAAAAUGCAUUUACUGGCAAGGAGGGAAACAAAGUUACUACUUAAUGACAGUCAAGCUAAGGAUACCUGCUUUGGAAGCAUGUUCGUUCUGUCCCCCAGCACCUCGGGCCUACAAAACGGGAGAAAACGAUAGUGUAUUUAAAAUUUACAGCAGAUAUCACUACAGAUGUAACCACCGCCGUGUGUUUUUCAUUUUGUUUUUUUGGCAGUGCUGACGAAGCUGAAGUUUUGUAAGGUACAUAAAAUCCAAUUUCUAUGUAAACAAGCAAUAAUUUAAGUUGAGAACUUAAGUGUUUUAAUUGUAUAAUUUUUGUGAGGUAUACAUAUUGUGGAAUUGACUCAAAAAUGAGGUACUUCAGUAUUAAAUUAGAUUAUCUUCAUAGCAGUGUCUCCUAAAGGUGUUUUGUAAAGGAUAUCAAUGCCUUGAUUAGACCUAAUUUGUAGACUUAAGACUUUUUAUUUUCUAAACCUUGUGAUUCUGCUCAUAAAUCAUUAAUCUAUAUAAUAUGCAGCCGCUGUAGGAACCAAUUCUUGAUUUUUAUAUGUUUAUAUUCUUUUUUAAUGAACCUUAGAAAGACUCCGUGUUACCAAGCCGGCCACGUUUAUGGUUGUUUUUCUUGCCCGCUCUGGUAGGGGAAUAAUCUUUUAUUAAUUGGCAUCAGUUUCCGACAACUGCAAUACUGAGAAACUGACGGCCUUUUUUGAGCUAUUUCUCCCCGACACCUAAUACACAGACUUUCUUACCUAAAUUUCCACAUGAUGUCUUUUUGAUGUCUACUAAGCAAAGCAUUUUGUAAUAUCUCAUUAGCCAGGCUUUUUAGGAACAGAGAGGUUUUUCCUUGAAAUCUGAUUGUUUAUUUUGUGGCAGGGUGAAAAAUACACAAACUAUCCCUAUUUAUAUUUAUAUCUCUCUCUAUAUGUACAGAUUUUGGAAGUAUAGACAGAGAUAUAACCCAAAGAUAAAUGAUGAAUAGACAGUCUGAAAGUGUUGCUCCAUACUAAAGAAAUUUUCUGGAAAUCUGCAUUUCGAUAUUUUUUCCACUUGAGAGGGAUCUCAAUACAGGGAGGUGGCCAAGGAACAGCAGUUGUCAGUGGCCACCAGUUCACACGUCCCACUCAAAAGGCGCUACCUUCUCAGCCAAACCAUUGGGUUCCCCAACUGUGAGGGAAGAACGAGCAGAUGUUGGCCCAGGACUCUGUGACCUCACUGGUAUAAUGAGACUUGCUUUAUGCACGAUUUAACCUGACCAGUUUUCAAUUGAUUUUUAGAAAUAUGUGAAUUAGAAUGACUUUACACAGCACAACAGACAAAUGGAGUUGAAGCUGGAUUUGCUUUGUUUUGAGUUUUCAGUCCCUUUUCACUAUAAUACUGUCCAAAAAUAUUGAUAUUGUUUAUUGUUUAUCCAUCUGCCCGCUGUGUUUUACCAUCAGUCCCAAUUCAGACAAAUCUACAAACCUGCCAUCAUGGUAACAUAGACUAUGUCAUGAUCAUUACUGUUUUGAAGGAAUAGAGAUUAUAAGUUCUAAUCUUAUGGCUCAGAUCAGGUAAUGGAUUUUGCUUUACAUCUAAUUAGGAGAAGAAGAGUAAGUGAAGGAAUCCUCUGAUCAUAUUGAUCACUGUAGAAGCAAAAGCCACAUCAAUUCCCUUCAUUAUCAGUAUUUCUCAUGCUGUACACAAUAAAUUUGUUAGACUGAGUACUGGGUUUUUGUUUAAUAGAACAAAUAAUCAGUGUUUUACUUAUAUUACUAAAUGUGAAGAACACAUAAUGUGAAAGUAUACAUACAUUAACUUGGUUGUAAAACUCAUUUAAGUGUUCAUGUAAUGUGGUAAGUAAAAAGUGAAGUGAGCUGUUUUACUACAAUGAAUUCGUUUGACUCAAAGAUGAAGAUGCCUCCCCUCCCCUGUGUGUAUCUCUUAUGGCCUGUAAUCAUUGAAAGCAAUGUUUUUGCAGUUUAUAUAAUGCAAUUUUUAAUCUGUGUUUAAAAAUGGAGUUCAUAUGGGCUUAACACAUGAAUGGGUGGCACAGGUCCACUUGCAGAACCCAAAGAUACACAAUCAAUUUUGAAAUGCAACUUAAGCCAUUAAUUGUUGGUGUGAAUUUAAAAUUUUCUAGUAUUUGUAUGGUAGUAUGCUGCCUGAGAGCAAAGCAUUCUCUGCACAAAAGAAAAUUACUGUAGUGGCUUCGAUUUUAAUUAGAAUUUUCUCCCUGGUGUUUCUUUAUAGACUAAAACAAAAUCUUUUAAGUUUCUUACUACAGGUAAAAGCUAUGUGCAAGAACCUCAAAAUGCUAAAAUCUAGCAUAAUGCCUUAGAUCUGUUUUUAAGUCUUGUAUAUUCCUACAUAGCUGUCCGAUGUAUUAUAUUUGUAUAGUGAAUUGUGUACAAUUUUUGAAUAAGUGCAUCAUCACUUAACAUUUAUGUUGUUGAAUAGUGAUGAUGAUACAUUUCUUCAAACAUUUAACUGUCUUUUUUUUUUCCCUUUGUCAUUUGUGGGUUUUAUUUGUACAGUUCCUCAUGAAGUUCCAUCUGAGAUGUGUGUAUAUGAAAAGAUUAUACAAGGGUAAAAUUAAGCAAUAUAUUAACUGUGGUUCUUCAGGAGAAAGCUUACAGUGUUUCAGGUUGUGAUUUAUUUUCAAAAUGGACUUGACUCUGAACAUCACUUUGUUCACCUGCAUUGAUGUUUGUAUUUCUAGUGUGAGCAGUUUAUGCAAAGGUAGAUAUAUUCAGAGAAAUUUUAAAUACAUUUAUGCAAGUUAAUAUUGCUUUGCUGAUGCUAUUUGCUUAUUUGAUGUUAAAUAAUGCUGUUGUACAUAAAGAAUUCCGUUGUUAUUGCAUCAUUUAAUAAAUUUUAAUGCCUUCGGGUUUUACAUGGCUUUCGAGAUUUU
This is a messenger RNA of Trichechus manatus latirostris (Florida manatee), 13404 nucleotides long. It is a transcript of the gene NCOA2, whose product is annotated as nuclear receptor coactivator 2. Gene Ontology annotation, molecular function: protein dimerization activity; nuclear receptor binding. The transcript is spliced from 24 exons. Gene Ontology annotation, biological process: cellular response to hormone stimulus; positive regulation of transcription by RNA polymerase II. Gene Ontology annotation, cellular component: nucleus. NCBI's taxonomy places the organism in Eukaryota, Metazoa, Chordata, Mammalia, Sirenia, Trichechidae. The coding region runs from base 5164 to 9558 and encodes 1464 amino acids. The record is from RefSeq and is a predicted model, not a curated record.